Molecule: messenger RNA, 1668 nt
Organism: Thlaspi arvense
Lineage: Eukaryota; Viridiplantae; Streptophyta; Magnoliopsida; Brassicales; Brassicaceae
Source: the annotation of a GenBank genome assembly
AUUAAAGCCCAUGUCCAUUUAUAUCACUAAUCUUUUAAGAAAAGCAUAAAAUAUUACCCAGAGUGAGCACGAUGCGUUACCUCGCUGGGGCAUCGGCAUUCGAUUUCUCUCCACCUCUGCUCUUUAGCCGCCGUAUCAGCCGCCGUGAACUCGGAGCCACUGGCCGGAGAUUGGUGAUGACUUCCGUCAACUCGCAAUCUCGUUUGAGGGAUUCCUGCGGAUGUGAUGACGGCAUCGUCACGGUAGAGGAGUGGCGGAGAUGGGGGCCCGUGUCUCCAUUUCCAGCAGCGGUCAAACAGAUUGUGGAUGAUCUGAAGGUUCUUGAGUGUAAACUGGAUGCACAGAUAGAGUUUGGUGGAAAUGGUGGCAAGUUACAGGGACCGUUUGGUGCAUAUGAAGAUAAGAAACAUAGGGCUACAUACGAAGCAUUAGACGACCCAGAGAAAAAGUUCCGGUUUUUCUCUGCUCGACAAAUUGCUUGUCGGCUGCUUGGGAGCAGAGGUUAUUUAUGCCAGAAGUGUUGGCUUGCUAUGGAGGAUUGCAUGUGUUCAUACGUCAAGCCAUGUGGCUUAUGGAAAAGGAUACGUUUUUGGCUGUACAUGCAUCCCAGGGAUUUUCUACGACAGAACAACACAGGGAAGUUGUUGUGGCAGAUAUUUGGCGUCCAAUCUGCAACACUCUGCAUCUUUGGAAUAGCUGAAGACGAAGAGAUCAUGUGGAAUGAAUUUGAGCGUGCAGGAAAAAGCCAAGUCUGCUGCCUCUAUCCCAACCAGAACUCGGAACUCACGUUGUCAGUUGAAAACGCUUUUGGUAAUACGACUUCAGAGGAUCCCGGAUCAUCAUCCAUGGAAGAUGAUGAUAAAACUCUGCAUUUCAUUUUGCUUGAUGGCACCUGGAACAAUUCAGCUGCAAUGCUCAAGCGUCUAAAGGAUCAUGCAAAGUCAGUAUGGGGAGAUGAAGAUCUUCCUUGCAUUUCUCUUGCAACAGGUGCAUCAGCAAUGCACAAACUCCGGCCCCAACCAUCAUGGGACCGGACUUGCACGGCCGCAGCAGCAAUCGGACUCCUAUCUGAGCUGAGCCUUCUCCCACAGUUAAGCAGCUACGGGUUAGACAAACAAGCCGACGCGGUUGAGGAAGCUUUGGUCAUACUACUGGACUCACUAACAGGACGACGCUUAAGAAUGGGCAGGUCCAUAACUCGUAAAGUGAGAAACACCAUCAGCAUUUGCUAACAACACAACCAGUCAGGAGGCGUAAUAGUUUAUCUUCAUAACUAUAGAAUCAAUGAUUAGGUUAUAAAGCAAAGAGAUGGAUUUCUGGGGCAAGUGGAUCUCCAUGGUUGAAGCAGAUACAUAAGUUUUGUAACUCUAUUCUUUGACAGUCCUCACGCCUCAUGAUAUGGUCAAGCAUCAAAAUUGAUCCAAUUUGCUUGGUUAUUAUUUGUUCAAUAGCCACUUUCACCGUACGUAUUCUCCAUGUUGUCACGUCACGUUCCGUGAGAUUGGCAUCUGUGAAGAAAGCAGUGAAAAUAAAGAAAUUGUAAACUUAUAUAAUAAUACGUUGCUACUCAAAUAAUGUGUUGUAAACAUUCGAUUGACAUUAUAAUUAUACAAAUAUGUUUUGUUGAUUCUCUCUUUUUCCUUAUAAUUAUAUUAAUACUAUUAUGAC